This is a messenger RNA of Priceomyces carsonii, 633 nucleotides long. RefSeq lists its product as uncharacterized. The record is from RefSeq and is a predicted model, not a curated record. The transcript has a single exon. Gene Ontology annotation, biological process: vesicle-mediated transport. NCBI's taxonomy places the organism in Eukaryota, Fungi, Ascomycota, Pichiomycetes, Serinales, Debaryomycetaceae. The coding region runs from base 1 to 633 and encodes 210 amino acids. Gene Ontology annotation, cellular component: membrane.
AUGAGCUUCUUCAAAUCUUUUAAAAAAUCAAGCUAUACACCAAUACCACAGGAAGGUGAUGGUGCGCCUUUGCCGCCUCCAGCUACCAAUCCAUCAAAUCCAAACUCAAUAAAAACGAAAUUGCAGAAGUUGAAUCCUUUUAGAAAUAAUUCGGUAUUCCUUGAAGAUGACGAUAAUUAUGUAACAUCAGAAUCGGGAUAUUUUGAACUUUCUAGAUGGGAUAGAAUGCUUAUAUUUAGUCUCACAUUUGCUGGUUCAGUGUCCUGUUAUCUUAUUUGCCUAUUUUUGUUCCCCAUUUUAUCAUUAAAACCCAGAAAGUUUGCAUUAUUGUGGUCUUUAGGAUCAAUAUUCUUUUUGGUAAGCUUUGGUGUAUUACAAGGGUUUUGGCCAUACAUGCAACAUUUAUUUCUGUCUACACGAAUAAUAUUCACUGUUGUUUUCGGAACGUCUAUAAUUUUAACGUUGAUAAGUGCGUUAUCUUUAAGAAGUACAAUUCUUUCGAUCAUCUUUGCAGUAAUACAAUUACUAAGUGCCUUAUGGUAUACUGUGAGCUAUUUUCCAAUGGGAAAGCAAACUAUAAAUCUUGCAGGUUCAGUUGCGAGAAGUCAGGUUGAUAGUUGGAUCAACUCAUGA